UCGUUUAUACUCAUCAGCGUCAUCACUAUAUAACUGCCACUAACUAAAGCUAAUCAAACCACGAAGAGCUCAAGUUAUCAGCGCUAAAUUUUCUUUUUCUUUAAAAAUUAUUAUAAACAAAGGAAAUGGGUAGAAUCGCAAUAGGUAGUCCGGCUGAGAUCAGCCAAGCCGACUCACUCAAGGCGGCUUUGGCUGAGUUUAUCUCAAUGCUGAUCUUCGUUUUCGCCGGUGAAGGCUCCGGCAUGGCAUACAACAAGUUGACCAACAAUGGCUCAGCGACGCCAGCCGGAUUGGUGUCGGCUUCGUUAUCUCACGCAUUUGCACUAUUCGUGGCGGUGUCAGUCGGAGCUAACAUCUCGGGUGGCCAUGUCAACCCGGCCGUGACCUUUGGUGCGUUUGUUGGUGGCCAUAUCACUCUCAUGAGGAGUGUCUUGUAUUGGAUUGCUCAGUUGCUUGGCUCUGUUGUUGCAUGCUUGCUUCUCAAGUUCGCAACUGGUGGAUUGGAAACCUCGGCUUUCGCUCUAUCAUCCGGAGUAGGAGCAUGGAACGCAGUUGUGUUCGAAAUAGUGAUGACUUUCGGGCUAGUAUACACGGUGUACGCGACCGCAGUAGAUCCCAAAAAGGGUGACAUUGGAAUUAUUGCCCCCAUUGCCAUAGGUUUCAUUGUGGGAGCCAACAUAUUGGCUGGUGGUGCAUUUGACGGGGCCUCCAUGAACCCAGCCGUCUCGUUUGGGCCUGCUGUCGUUAGUUGGACUUGGGCCAACCACUGGGUCUACUGGCUCGGCCCAUUUGUGGGCGCUGGCAUUGCUGCCCUUGUUUACGAGAUCGUUUUCAUCUGCCCAGCCACACACGAACAACUCCCAACCACAGAGUACUAAGCUGUUGUAGAAAAUUUGGUUGUUGGAUUUUCUUGAUAUUGUUUGUAUUUGGAUUUUGUUAAAUGGUUAUUCCCUAGAGAAUCUUCCUGGUCUUUUCUUUAUUUUUUUUAAGUCUCAUUUUCAAUUGAAAAAUUAGUUGAUCUA
Molecule: messenger RNA, 1022 nt
Organism: Cannabis sativa
Lineage: Eukaryota; Viridiplantae; Streptophyta; Magnoliopsida; Rosales; Cannabaceae
Product: aquaporin TIP1-2
Exons: 3
Coding region: 126-878 (250 amino acids)
Biological process (GO): water transport; transmembrane transport
Cellular component (GO): membrane
Molecular function (GO): water channel activity
Source: RefSeq, a predicted model, not a curated record